CAGCACGCGCGACUGGCGCCAAUUCUGUGAACGACUGACGGAACCGGGAACCUGUUGAGUCACUGACACCAGGAACCGAGAACCGGAGACAGACCUCAGCUGGAAGACCAUGGUCCAGAUCGUUAUCAGGGGCAGCGUGGACGGUAGCAGUCCACCAGAGUGGCUGCUGCUGGAGCUGCAGGGAGAAAUGGUGUCCAGGUACAACUCGGGCCUCGCAGGAAACGUGAUGGGAGACCUGCUCUACACCAAAGAGGGGGUGCCAGUGCUGAUCAUAGGACAUCACAUUCUGUAUGGGAAGCAGGUCAAGCUGGAGAAACCCUAUGCUGUCCUCACCAAACAUUCCACCCACCAACAUUCCCAGGUCACCAUGGAAACAGAGGAGGAGGCGCCCUCCUCCACCUCAUACACGGUGUCUGCCCUCAUCAAACGGAAACUCAUAUUCAAGACGCGGCCAAAACCCAUCAUCACCAAUGUCCCCAAGAAAGUAUAGCAAGUCUGACUUCAUCACUGGUUCCGAAGAGGACUCAGACCCCUUUCUGGACUGCUGUAGUGGACAAUUCAUCAAAAUGUCCUUACUGAGCCCGAUUUAGGAAGUUUAGUGUUUUACCUCAUAGUUUAAGCCAUAAAAAGUCAAACCGUAAAGUUAUAAAAAAACAAACUUUUUAAACCGCUCAGUUCUCUGCAACAGCUUCAGACAUGUCCAGCAGGUGGCAGUGUUCAGAUGGUGGUAGGCAGUUCAAACUGUUAAUUUUCCGUUGAUCCAGCGCAUCAAAGUUAAACUUUAAUCCAUUUAUCCUCAUUGUGUCAUUUUUUACUUUGUUGAUCAACAAGAUGAGGACAGUGAGUUUUUGAGAUACAGUAAAACUCGCCUAAACCGUCAUCGUAUAAACCGGAUAUUUGCACUCACCGGACAAAAGCAACAGACCCAAGGCUUUGUGUAGGUUUCCAUGUAAUAAACACCACAUAUAACGGAUUUUGUAUAACGGAUUUUCGCUCACAUCAGACAAAACGUCCUGCUGCAUCAAAGUGUUUCCCUUAAAAUCUCCUUGCAUGUAUUGGACACAGCAGUCUGGAUGUGCCCCAUAACAGAGGUACAAAAUGAAGUUCAGCAGUACUGUAUUUCUGUCAUUAAAAGCCCGGCUGUUUAUUUUUUCAAACCUUGUUCAGACACGGGACCUAAACGAGGCAGGAUGUAAUUCAAGGUCGGUGAUUAAAUUGCUGCUUGCUGCCUGCACUGUAAUAUGGUGUUAAGUUUCACACGUCUCUGGGUUUGACGAACCAAACCGCUUUAGAUCAGAGCCCUCUGUGGGGCUGAGAACCCUCCCCAGAGCCUGACAGGCACCUGCUAAAUGACGGAGACUGCAAAGGGCUGUGA
Messenger RNA from Thalassophryne amazonica, 1375 nucleotides. RefSeq names its product CTF8, chromosome transmission fidelity factor 8 homolog (S. cerevisiae) (gene chtf8). The record is from RefSeq and is a predicted model, not a curated record. The transcript is spliced from 3 exons. Gene Ontology annotation, cellular component: Ctf18 RFC-like complex. NCBI's taxonomy places the organism in Eukaryota, Metazoa, Chordata, Actinopteri, Batrachoidiformes, Batrachoididae. The coding region runs from base 110 to 490 and encodes 126 amino acids. Gene Ontology annotation, biological process: mitotic sister chromatid cohesion.